Messenger RNA from Rasamsonia emersonii CBS 393.64, 1020 nucleotides. RefSeq names its product Glycerol dehydrogenase. The coding region runs from base 1 to 1020 and encodes 339 amino acids. The transcript has 7 exons. Gene Ontology annotation, molecular function: oxidoreductase activity. The record is from RefSeq and is a predicted model, not a curated record. NCBI's taxonomy places the organism in Eukaryota, Fungi, Ascomycota, Eurotiomycetes, Eurotiales, Trichocomaceae.
AUGUCUCUGCCCACAGAGUUCAAGCUCAACACGGGCGCUUCCAUCCCUGCUAUUGGUCUUGGCACAUGGCAGGCCAAACCCGGCGAGGUGGGCCAGGCCGUCCUGCAUGCGUUGAAGUGCGGCUAUCGGCAUCUGGACUGCGCGUUUAUCUACCAGAAUGAGAAGGAAGUUGGCGAGGCAAUCAAGGCGUCCGGCAUCCCGAGAGAGGAGAUUUUCAUCACUAGUAAAGUGUCCGUGUCGCCAUAUCAUAUCCCUCUGCUCAUGGAGGUAAUCACAUCAGGUGCAAUAGCUGACGUGAAGCAGGUGGAACACUUACCAGCCCAACGUCGCUGCCGGGCUGGAGCAGACGUUGAAGGAUCUCCAGACGGAUUAUCUGGAUCUGUAUUUGGUGCACUGGCCGGUGUUCACAGCCGCCUCGUCCCCAACGAGACAUCCGCGCUCUUCCCCACCAACCCAGACGGCACCCGCGCUGUCGACCGUUCCUGGAACCAGCAGGACACCUGGCGCCAGAUGGAGGAGUUGUACCGCGCCGGCAAGGUGAAGGCCAUCGGCGUGUCGAACUUUAGCAUCCCGUACCUGGAGCACCUGGAGAAGACGUGGACGGUCGUGCCGGCUGUUAAUCAGGUCGAGCUCCACCCGUACUGUCCCCAGCACAAACUGAAAAAGUGGUGUGAAGACAAGGGCAUCCUCCUGGAGGCGUACUGCCCUCUGGGCUCGACGAACUCUCCCCUCCUCUCCGACCCCGAAAUCGGCGCCAUCGCAGCGAAAUACAACGUCUCGCCCGCCACGAUCCUCAUCUCCUACCAGGUCAACCGCGGCUGCGUCGUGCUGCCCAAAUCCGUCAACCCUAGUCGAAUCGAGGAGAACUUCAAAGUGAUCCCGCUGGCAAAGGAGGAUAUGGAGGUGCUAGAGGGGAUGGCAGCAAAGGGGAAGCAGCAGCGGGUGAAUACGCCUGCGUGGGGCCAUGAUUUGGGCUUCGACGACUGGUACGGCCCGGGGAAUAAGAAUGCGCCGAAAUAG